Molecule: messenger RNA, 1321 nt
Organism: Egretta garzetta (little egret)
Lineage: Eukaryota; Metazoa; Chordata; Aves; Pelecaniformes; Ardeidae
Gene: MLF2
Product: myeloid leukemia factor 2
Exons: 8
Coding region: 43-696 (217 amino acids)
Biological process (GO): regulation of DNA-templated transcription
Cellular component (GO): cytoplasm; nucleus
Source: RefSeq, a predicted model, not a curated record
AACCUUUCCAAAAGGGACCCUUUUGCCAUCCACCGGCAGCACAUGAACCGCAUGCUUUCUGGAAGUUUUGGGUUUGGCCCACUCCUUGGCAUCACGGAUGGGACCACACCUGGGGCUCGCCAGGCUGGCCGCAGGAUGCAGGCAGGAGCUGUUUCACCCUUUGGGAUGCUCGGCAUGGCAGGUGGCUUUAUAGAUAUGUUUGGGAUGAUGAACGACAUGAUUGGAAACAUGGAGCAUAUGACAAGUGGUGCUAACUGCCAGACAUUUACCUCCUCAACUGUCAUCUCCUAUUCCAACCUGGGUGAUGGACCCAAAGUCUAUCAAGAGACCUCAGAGAUGCGCUCAGCACCUGGUGGGAUCCGUGAGACAAGGCGGACCGUAAGGGACUCGGACAGCGGCUUGGAACAAAUGUCGAUUGGACACCACAUCAGGGAGCGGGCCCACAUCAUGCAGCGGUCCCGGAACCAUCGCACGGGUGACCAGGAGGAAAGGCAGGACUACAUCAACAUGGACGAAAGUGAUGCAGCUGCAUUUGAUGAUGAGUGGAGGCGAGAGACGUCCCGUUUCCGGCCACAGCGAGGGCUGGAUUACAGACGUCAUGAAGGCAGCAGUGGCCGUCGGGCUGAAGGGACUCGCCUUGCAAUCCAGGGCCCUGAGGAUUCUCCCUCCAGACAGUCCCGUCGGUAUGACUGGUGAACUCGGAGCAGACCUUGUGGGGGGUGCAGCGUGGCCACCCCCAAAUCUACCUACACGCUCUUGUACAGACAGUGAAACUCUGAAGCCCUUUCAAAGCACCACUUGGACCCUCCUCAAAUUUAGUAUUAACCUCCCUCCCACUUAAGAAUUGAAAACAAAGCAACUAAUCUUCUGCAUUGCUCUUUUUUGCCCCGUUUGGGUGCUGUAGUGGGGCGUGGGGAAUCUCACUGAUGUGCAAGGAACACAUUAAAUGCCCAUUCCCUUUCUGCUCUCCCUUGGUUCUGUUCUUUCUGCCAGUAGUGGUGGGCAUGAGGAGCUGCCACCUCGCCUCUUCCAUCCUUUCCGCUCUUUCUGUGCUGGGUUGGGCUGGUUCUGAAGUUUGUGUUUAGUCCCCUGUGAAGGAAAGAUGAGGGAAUUGUGCUAGAACCCCGUGUCGGUCCCCUCGCUGGGACAGAGGCUUCGAUUCCCCUCCUGCUCCUCGGCGUGGCUAUGGAGAAGCAGAAGGAUGUGUGCGUUAGAGAAGGGAGGAGCAGAACAAAAGCUGGAUCAGCCUGUGGGCCCCCCCCAACCCCUCUUCGAUCAGCUCCCCCACUUUUUUAAUUUGUGAAACUUGUAACUAGAUGUU